AUGGCAGCUGGAGUGAUACAAACUCUAAGCAAAUUCAGUCUACCAACGGAAUUCAAGCAUCCAUUCCGGCUCUCCAUGGCUGGCCAGGAGAUGGCCUUCCAAUAUUUAUCUGGAGAAGAAGACACAGAAGAGGAAGAGGGAGAUGAGGGAGAAGAGGAAGGAAAGGAAGAAAUGGAGCUAGCAGAAGAUCUUGAGGAGGAGGAGGAGGAAAGCACCUGCAGCACCCAUGAAGAUUUCUGCUCCCCACCACUGUCAGGGCAAGUGGUAUACUACACAGAUCUGAUCAGGAUUUCUCAGCGUGGGGAGACUGAGGAUAAGGAAGACUUUUUGGACCCCCACAAACCUUUUGAGCAGCUCUGGAGAUCCCUGUGCAGGAAAGAUGAAAAGUUGGGUCCCCUGGCUGAACUCUUUGAAUAUGGCCUGUGUAGGUGUCUUCAGCGGCACCUCUCUCCUGACAAUAAGAAAUUGAUGAGGCUGGAGAAGAAAUAUGCACAUGUCACCCCCAUGCAGGGCAGGAAGCUGCCUCAGUCCUUUUGGAGGGAGCCGACCCUCAGCCCCAUAGGCACCCCCAACAGCAACCCCCCAGAUUUUAGUGAUCUACUGGCUAAUUGGACUUCUGAAUCUGGCCAGGAGGAGCUGAACGCCAGCCGAGAGCAGCUUGGUGAGGUGGCCAGUGAUGGACACUGA
Messenger RNA from Candoia aspera, 687 nucleotides. It is a transcript of the gene PERCC1, whose product is annotated as proline and glutamate rich with coiled coil 1. NCBI's taxonomy places the organism in Eukaryota, Metazoa, Chordata, Lepidosauria, Squamata, Candoiidae. The transcript is spliced from 2 exons. Bases 1 to 687 code for a protein of 228 amino acids. The record is from RefSeq and is a predicted model, not a curated record.